Messenger RNA from Lachancea mirantina, 2487 nucleotides. The record is from the annotation of a GenBank genome assembly. NCBI's taxonomy places the organism in Eukaryota, Fungi, Ascomycota, Saccharomycetes, Saccharomycetales, Saccharomycetaceae.
AUGACUGUGAAAGGAUCGGAGUUCUCGGAAGAAGGAUACGAAAUAUUUGAUGAGCAACAAAUCGCAACUUAUCCUUCAGAUGGUGAGAUUGCACCAGAUUCAGAAGAUUGUCCAGCUGGUAAAAGACGCAAGAAAAGGUCUUCCUUGGCAUGUGUUCGAUGUCGCAGGCGACACGUCAAAUGUCCAGGUGGAAAUCCUUGUAGUAAAUGCGUCGCAGCGGGUAUUGCAUGCGAGUAUAUGGAACCCAACAAGAAACUGAUAGUUUCGAUGAAAUAUUUGCAGAAAUUGCAGUCGAACCUUGCUGAGAUGAAGAAGGAGAAUGUAAAAUUACAAUCUUUGGUUUCUACUUUGAGUUCGAAAUCGGAUGCCACGAAUUCAACGGGUACCAAAAUGGACUCUGAUACCGAAAAAAGUGAACAAGCUGUAUCCAAUACGCGCUCUGCGAAAUCAGACUUUCCACAAGCCGAUGACGAAGAAAUAGUACCCAAUUUUACAGAUCGAAGAGGACGACUUGUUGAAUCAAGAACGGGCCAAAAAUAUUUUGUCGGAUCAUCUUCAAUGACUUUGUUUGGAAUGGAAAUUCAGUCUCUUAUACCGAAAUCAGUCUCGCAAGCUGGUAACGAGAAUCAAUUUCUCACUCACAGCGGGAGUGACAAUACGACUACAGCAGUAUCCAUCGACGAAAUUCUUCAAGAGGAAGGUAAUGCCUACAGAAUUGUGCUUGCCAAAACUGACACGAAUAAUAACGCGACUGUAAAUCUGGCACUUCCAUCGUACUCUUAUGCCAUAUUACUCGUUGAUACGUUCAUCACUUACAAUGAUGGCUGCUUCUAUUUCUUUAAUGAGGGUUUGAUCAAAGAACAGUUGAAAACCAUAUACAAUGGCGGUGCUGAGUUUCGCGAUCACACUUUACAAACAAUUUGGUUCUGCAAACUGCUUCUCAUUUUUGCUACUGGUGAGAUGUACCUGGGAACUGCAAACAAAAGAAAUGGGAACAAGCUUUCCUCCAGGGAAAGCGCUAAACUGCCGGGCUCAGGAUUUUUCGAAGAAGCCUCCAGUAUUUUCAGCUGUCUGUUUUCCAGUGGGAGGAUUGAGAAUGUUACGAAGAACGGUGGAAUAGAAGUUAUGCUACUUUAUGCAUUCUACUUACAAGUCGCGGAUUGCACAGUUGCGUCUUAUUUCUAUUUUGGACAAGCUCUAAGAACUUGUUUAAUUUCAGGCUGGCAUGUUGAUGCGGAACGAGACAGUCUGUCCAGAUUUGAGCUUGAACAUAGAAGGCGGUUGUGGUGGACUGUUUAUAUGUUCGAAAGAAUGCUUAGCAGCAAAGCUGGGCUCCCGUUGAGUUUUGCAGAUGAUACCAUCACAACGGAACUGCCAAGUGAUUUUGAUAUGAGCUCUCCUCCGUUGGGCUGUGAAUACUAUAUUUUCCCGGAAGCUGAAUAUAUCACCAACUGUGUUAGAAUCACGAAAAUUAAUGCUCAAAUUCUGAACAAACUAUACCAACGACAACCAUCCUCAAAUAUUCUACCGGUAUUAAAAGACAUCGUCAUGCAACUUCUCGGCUGGCGUGGUUCCUUAUCAGAUUUUUUACAAGUCAAUUUUACUCAAGAAGAACUGAAGAUUUCAAGACUAACUACGAACAUGUUUACUGAGUACUUUCAAGGCAUGAACUUGGCAAUUCGACCGCUGUUGUUCCACUUUGCUUCAAUCAGAAUUAGGAAAUGGGAAAAAUCCGAGAAUAGCUAUGUGCGUCUAGAACGCUACUCAAAGACAAUUUCGUCGCUUUUGAAUUGCUCUCUUCAAGCUUCAAUUAACACAGUUCGAGCAUUUUGGUAUUUGAAAGAGCAGAAUAUGGUGGCGCUUUUCGGUUAUAUGGACAGGGAGUAUCUGUUUACGUCUGCCUGCACUUUAGUUCUUUUUAACGCUGCAUUUGGAAUCCAGGAACAAACUAAACAACACCUAGAUCAUGCCUUGAGCAUUUUCACGAAGAUGCGGAAUCUUGGGAAUAACCCUGCAGGAUUGAGACGCGCACAAUUACUUCGUUUAAUGAGCAACCUUAACCAUUUAUCCGAUAUGAAAGACUUGAUAGAAAAACAUGCGGAUGAUUUAAGGCCGGACGCGGAGUUUGAUGAUCAUAACGACAAGGAGGUCGAUAUUGUAUCUUAUGCUUCAACGACCUCCAGCAGUGUGCCUGAACAUGUCCUUUCCGUGUCUGCCGCGAAAGCUAAUGGAGUUUCUUCGAAAUCAACUUCAUUUGAACAUACUUCUAAUGCUUUUGAACCAAUGACUUUAGAAACAACAUCCGAUAUUCAAACUUUUCUAGAUGGGCUGGAUAACCUCGGAAGAACUGAAAGCCAGCUUUGGAAAGACAUAUCUGACCAAGCCAUGUGGUUGGGUAAUACCAUGGACCCCGCUGGAGCUGUUGGGGAGGAGAAUGGCAUCGGAGAGAUCAACUUCAGCAAUGAAAAGCGCAAAGCACAGCCAUGA